AUGGACGUACCAAGUAAAAAGAGAAAACCGCCUCAGAUCUCCUUGAUAGAGAUCAAGGGAGAUGCUUUCCCCUUAAGCCAAACCACAAUUACAAAAUCUGGAUUCAAAGAGUUAUUUACCUUUGCUAGCUGUGAGGUAGAACCAUCUGACCCGAAUGAAAAUCACCCAGAACUUGGGAAACGUAUGAGGCAAGAGGAUACUGAAUCGCAAACUCAUUCAGAAGGAAAGCGUAUCAAACGAAUGGACACCAAAACGGAAACUGAAUCUGGAACUUGGACCCAACCAACCCAGCGUGCGUUCACUUUGGCCAGUCAUCUUCCUUCCCCUACUCCUAAGAGUGUUUCUUCUUUAAUUUCCAUGCACAACAAAGCUCCUUUACCAUUACAGAACGCCCCACAAGGUUCCUCUCAGAACCAAAAUGCUAUAUUGACCCAUGCCCCAGGUUCACAUAUUCUCAUCCUUCCCGGUCAUCUGCCUAACAGUACAAAGCUACCUCCAAACAACCGUAAAGCCAGGGUCCCCGAUUACUAUAAUAUGGACCGACCAUACCUUGCAUUUGAUUGUCUGUGCCGAGCAGCUCUGGAAAAUGAAAAAUUAAAGUCUAUCAAGUCAGCAGCCUUCGUUACCGACAUCGAUACGAUAUGGGGUCUCUUCUCCACUUUGAACGGUGUAGGUACCUCUUGUAGCAACCUCAACCGCAAACAGAAACAUGCUAAAGGAAUAUGCCUGGCGGUUCACGUAGUGGACGGUACCAUAUUUAUGAAGAUAGUCAACAGCCACCAUGUUGAUGGUAAUCACCACUACAAGGCCGCAACGCACCAUCUAAACAAAAAUAGUCGUCAAUGGUGCUGGGGUCCAUGUGUUGGUGUUAAGAGUAACAAACCGAACGAACUUAACACUUUUAAGCGUAUCAUGUCAUAUGAAUUUAGUGGUUUAGCUAUGGUGGUUGAGGAUCCUUACCAGACACUCACGGCUCCCCAUAGUUGCGGUGGAAUAUCUAAGCAGGAUCUGAAAGUUCAGGAUGAUUGGAAUUAG
Molecule: messenger RNA, 1035 nt
Organism: Daldinia loculata
Lineage: Eukaryota; Fungi; Ascomycota; Sordariomycetes; Xylariales; Hypoxylaceae
Exons: 2
Coding region: 1-1035 (344 amino acids)
Source: RefSeq, a predicted model, not a curated record